UGUAUCGGCAAUACAAUACUUGCAAUGUUUUGUAUAUUCAUAUUUAUUUUUUAUAAUGAAUAAAGGUUUUUUAAAUUAUAAGUAGUGAUUAGCGGAUUGUGUAUAGUGUUGUGAUAUUUGUAAUGGAUGCAGAGAGCGAGAACGAAAAGAAGAGAAUCCGUGAUGCAAUUCAGACUAUAGAGACACUGCAGUCAAUGAUAGACGUUUCGGCGAAAAGGCUCGAGGGUUUGAGGACAGUAUGCUCGACGAGCGCCGAACUGACGCAGCAGGAGAUCCGGACCCUGGAGAGCAAACUGGUAAAGCACUUCUCGCGGCAACUAGUCAUCAAGGCCCAAUUCAAAGAGGAUAUACAGCGCGAGCUCGGACACGUGCCCAGCUUGCGGCAAUGGCUGCUCGUAGUGGGGCUCAGUAUUGACGCUAUAGAGGUGGUACUCUCCCGAAUAUCAACACUGGAAGCUUUGCGUGAGCGCUCGGACUGCGAGAUGCGGGUCAUGCUGCGAGGGGCCCGGGACGAAGAGGUGCUGCGACUAAUCCGGGCGAUGCAGAGGCUAAAAUCCUAUACAGAUGCCUUAGCCCGCGGCGACGGCGCGGCGGAGUUGCCUCUGUACUGGGACUCGUGGGAGCGGCACGGCAGAGGCUCUCCGAGAGCGAGGGAGGACCGUAACUCUAAUCACAAGAAAGGUGGUAAGUCGCCUACAACGCCUAUAAACAAAAGGAAGCAGAAUGUCCACCUGCCAACACCCGCCGCCCUUACUAAGUCAAGGUCGCACGAGUCGCAACUCUCCAUCAAACCAGAUGCAUCCGAUCUGAGUGAUAAUAGUCAAUCAUCAGCGGUGGGGACGACUGAGGGCAGUCCGCCGUCGUCGCCGCGAGAACCCGACCCCGACCCACCGCCCGUCCGAUAUCACAACACUAUCGUUACCAGCGUCCCCGCCCCCCGGUCCCCGAGAACUCCCACAGUGAGCGGUUGUAUGGCGCACGACAUCGCGCAUCGCUUCACGAAGACAUUCAACAUGAUCGCGACGUGCGACUACUGCGAUAAGCAGAUGCUCUUCGGCUCCGGGCUCAAGUGCAAGGAGUGCAAGUUCAAAUGCCACAGGGAUUGCGAGAGUAAAGUCCCGCCGUCGUGUGGCCUACCGCCGGAAUUCGUGACUGCGUUCAAGGAGAAAUUUCAUAAAGAUGGCGGCCUGUACCUCACAUCGUCGGUCGGGAGGACGCUGAUGCAAUCCGUGACACCCCUGCGACGACGCCCCCCUCCCGCCCCCCACCAUCACACUGGUGGUCCGGAUUCGUCGUCGAACACAUCGUCGUGCAAUAGUUCCACACCAUCGUCGCCCGCACUGCCCGCGCCCGCAACACCGCAGUCGCACCACGCGCAUUUCCCGCACCACGCGCACCAGCCGCAGUACAACGUCAAACAGCAGUUCCACUUCCCAGAGGUAAAACCACCGGUGUCCAGUCCGAACCACACGUCAGCCGUGCAGUCGCCCGCGAGGUCGCUCAUCCACCAAGACACAAAAGAAGAUCUCACCGCCAGUAUUAAAAGUGAAGGGUCGGGUCGCGUGUCGCUCAGCGGAUCGGGUUCUACGGACGACUCGAGAUGGCCGCGACAAAAUAGCUUGUCAAUGAAAGAAUGGGACAUCCCGUAUGAUGAGCUGAAGCUGUUCGAAGUGAUCGGCACGGGCCGCUUCGGCACAGUAUACCGCGGCAGCUGGCACGGCGCCGUCGCCGUGAAACUGUUGCAUGUGAACGCGCUUAGCGAUCACUCCGUGCCGUUAGACACCUUUAAACACGAGGUUGCGACAUUCAGAAAGACGCGUCACGAGAACCUGGUACUGUUCAUGGGCGCGUGUAUGAAGCCGCCGCGACUGGCCAUCGUGACGUCACUGUGCAAAGGCAUGACGCUGUUCACGCACAUACACUUGCGCAAAGACAAGUUCACGAACAACAAAAGCGUUAUAGUCGCACAGCAGAUCUCACAGGGUAUGGGUUACCUGCACGCGCGGGGCAUUGUCCACAAAGAUCUGAAGACGAAGAACAUAUUCCUGGAGAACGGGAAGGUGGUGAUCACCGACUUCGGACUCUUUAGCGUCACCAAACUGUGCUUCGGUAACAACGCCCGGGGUGACAGUCUGGGCAUCCCGCCCGGCUGGCUGUGUUACUUGGCUCCAGAGGUCGUGCGGGCGUUGAGGCCGCACGCAUCGUUGCACCUACCUUUCUCCAAAGCCACAGAUGUAUAUGCGUUUGGGACGGUAUGGUACGAGCUGCUGUGCGGGGAGUACCCGUUCAAGGGCCAACCGCCGGAAGCCAUCAUUUGGCAAGUUGGCAAAGGAGUGAAACAGUCGCUUGCGAACAUGCAAGCAUCUAGAGAUAUUAAGGAUAUUCUAAUGCUAUGCUGGUCGUACAGAUCGAGCGAGCGGCCGGACUUCCCCCACCUACUGUCCACGCUAGAGAAGCUUCCCAGAAAGAGACUAGCGCGGUCUCCCUCGCACCCCGUACACCUGUCCCGCUCCGCCGACUCGGUGUUCUGAGGCUAGUGAGCGCUGUGUGUGGCCUUAACUUGUUACUGUGCUUCGAAACCAGUCCGAUGCAAACGUCGUUCAAACAAUGACUACGCGGGCGUUUAGUUUGACCCACCUUACAACAAGAGAAAGCGUUUUUUUUCUUCGGAUCGCGUACUAAUGUUGACCAAGUUUAUUGCUUUAUUUACCGGUGGUUGAACCCUACGGAUCCAAUCAAUUUGGGCAUGAUGUCAAACCAAAGGGGGCAAAGAAUUGGGGUGGUUGGACUAGAAGAUAGUCCUUAGGUUACUGAUACUAGUGUAGUGGUAAUUUUAUGGACGCACGUAAGGAAUCGGGGGCCUUGUCUUCGCUGGCGAAGACACAGCCGAGAUUGGCGUUUGGUGUACCCUUUCUAAAAGAUUACCACACUCGCCUUACCGCAAGUCGUUUUCGUGUAUCGAAGCACUUACACUUCAUACUAAAAUAGACCUUAUGCAACAUGUACUGUGGCUCAAAUUUCUACGCACUGUUACAGCGAGGUCUUGUUGUAAUGUUCGUAACAAUAAAAUCAAUAGUAAAUACAGGAUUUUUGAUCCUAAAACCAUACUACGAUGAUCUUAUUGUUAUCUCGAUACUUCAAAAACGGCUUCAGGAACAUUCACAUUUUAUACUACGGGUUUAUUGUAUGUCUGGGUUGUAAAAGAUUGGGACGUCUCACGAGUAUAAUUACAUUUUAUGGAGUUAACGCAAAUUUGUCCACACGACCUCUCUGGCGCAGCGUUGAGCGCUGUGGUUUUAAGUGGAAGGCCCCGCGUUCGAUCCCCGGCUGGGGCUAUUUGAGAUUUUUUCCGGCUACGGCCGUUGCUAGUUACCUCAACGACAUAACUACCGAGGCAGACGUGUCGUUAAGCGAUUUAGUCCUAGAUCCUAUAAAAAAUAUCGAAAAUACUACAAUAUAUAAUAAAUAUACUGGUACUGAACAUAAAGCUGUUCCUUUCGCACUUCUCUCUAAAGAAGAGGACGGCUUGGGAUUUUAUUUUAAUGUAGUUUGAAUUUGUGACUAUAUUAUAAGUAUAGUUUCGGAAUAUCAACAAAUUAAAUUGGAAAUAAAUACAAAUAAUAAAAACGUAAAUUCAGCCUUACGUUAUACCUGCGGUUUUUCGAAUAUCCCCAAUAUAAUCAUUCCACAUUUUUUGUGAAUUUUUUGAAUAUCACAUUACAGUCGAACCACACAUCGAAUUUUUUUUUUUGCCAUCUAGCCCCAAAGUAAGCCUAGCUUGUGUUAUGGGUAUAUUAACGGAUGUAUAAUUAUGAACAAUAUACUAAAUACUUAUAGUAUAUAGAUAAAC
Messenger RNA from Pararge aegeria (speckled wood butterfly), 3850 nucleotides. RefSeq names its product kinase suppressor of Ras 2 (gene ksr). Gene Ontology annotation, molecular function: protein kinase activity; ATP binding. Lineage: Eukaryota; Metazoa; Arthropoda; Insecta; Lepidoptera; Nymphalidae. Gene Ontology annotation, biological process: protein phosphorylation. The record is from RefSeq and is a predicted model, not a curated record. The coding region runs from base 123 to 2531 and encodes 802 amino acids. The transcript has 18 exons.